CAGAGCGCGGGGAGCAUCCUACAACCCACGCCGGGCCGCCAGCAGCGGCAGGGCAGGACGAGGCUUCCCGGUUCCCGGGGAUCCCGAACGCCUCCUCCCCGGCCGGCCGUGCCCUGCCCGCGCUCCCGGAGCCGCAGCAUCGCCCGCAGGCAGCGCUGAGCACAGCCCGGCCCCUGUCCCCGGCGCGCAGGCACGGGCAGAGCCCUGGGCUGAAAAGUCAUGACAGCUGAAAAGACUAUUCCUAUAAUUAAUGGCAAGCCAGAAGAUGCUUUGGACCCAGAAGCCUCAAGUACCAACCUCGUCCACAGCAAUGAUAAGAAAGUUCAUGAAAGAGGUCACUGGAACAAUAAGGUUGAAUUUGUGCUUUCUGUGGCAGGGGAGAUUAUUGGGUUGGGAAACGUCUGGAGAUUCCCAUAUCUUUGCUACAAGAAUGGAGGAGGUGCUUUCCUCAUCCCCUACGUGGUCUUUUUUAUUUGCUGUGGAAUACCAGUAUUUUUCUUGGAGACGGCCUUGGGACAGUUUACAAGUGAAGGAGGCAUCACAUGCUGGAGGAAAGUUUGCCCUCUCUUUGAAGGCAUUGGCUAUGCUACCCAAGUUAUAGAGGCACACCUAAAUGUAUAUUACAUCAUCAUUUUAGCAUGGGCUAUCUUCUAUUUGUUCAACUGCUUUACUACAGAGCUUCCCUGGGCUUCCUGUGGCCACGAAUGGAAUACAGAAAACUGUGUGGAAUUUCAAAAACUCAACAUGAGCAACUGCAGUCAAGUCUCUUUACAAAAUGCCACUUCUCCAGUGAUGGAAUUCUGGGAACGAAGGGUGCUGGCAAUUUCUGAUGGGAUUGAGCACAUUGGGAAUCUGCGCUGGGAGCUCGCCCUGUGCCUCCUGGCUGCUUGGACUAUUUGCUAUUUCUGCAUCUGGAAAGGAACCAAAUCCACUGGAAAGGUUGUGUAUGUGACAGCCACGUUCCCCUACAUCAUGCUGAUGAUCCUCCUCAUUCGGGGGGUGACGUUACCCGGCGCUUCCGAGGGCAUCAAGUUCUACCUUUACCCCGACAUCUCCCGGCUCUCCGACCCACAGGUGUGGGUGGAUGCUGGCACACAGAUCUUCUUCUCCUACGCCAUCUGCCUGGGGUGCCUGACAGCCCUGGGGAGUUACAACAACUACAACAACAACUGCUACAGAGACUGCAUCAUGCUCUGCUGCUUGAACAGUGGCACAAGCUUUGUUGCUGGUUUUGCUAUCUUUUCAGUUCUUGGAUUUAUGGCAUAUGAACAAGGCGUGCCCAUUGCAGAAGUUGCAGAAUCAGGACCAGGACUUGCAUUCAUUGCUUACCCUAAAGCUGUCACCAUGAUGCCUCUGUCUCCUCUGUGGGCAGCUCUGUUCUUCAUGAUGCUCAUCUUCCUGGGCUUGGACAGCCAGUUUGUGUGUGUGGAAAGCAUCGUGACAGCUGUGGUGGACAUGUACCCCAAGGUGUUCCGCAGGGGCUACAGGAGGGAGCUGCUCAUCCUCGGCCUCUCCGUCGUGUCCUACUUCCUCGGCCUCAUCAUGUUAACUGAGGGUGGGAUGUAUGUCUUCCAGCUCUUUGACUCCUAUGCAGCCAGUGGGAUGUGCCUGCUCUUUGUGGCCAUAUUUGAGUGUGUCUGCAUAGGCUGGGUGUAUGGCAGCAAUCGCUUUUAUGAGAACAUUGAAGACAUGAUUGGGUACAAACCUGUGUCGUUGAUUAAGUGGUGCUGGAUGGUCCUAACUCCAGGUAUUUGUGCAGGAAUCUUCAUCUUCUUCCUGGUGAAAUACAAGCCCCUGAAGUACAACAAUGUGUACAUCUACCCUGACUGGGGCUACGGCAUCGGGUGGAUGAUGGCACUCUCCUCCAUGGUCUGCAUCCCGCUGUGGAUCUGCAUCAAGCUCUGGAAGACAGAAGGCACCUUCAUGGAGAAAUUCAGGAAGUUGAUUACACCUAGCUCAGACCUGAAAAUGCGGGGCAAGCUCGGAGGAGGAGCCUACAUUGCAGCAAUAAAUGACUGCGAUGCCAAACUGAAAGGAGAUGGCACCAUUUCCACCAUCACAGAAAAGGAGACACAUUUCUGAAAGAACUUUUUCUGGUUGUUUUAUUUUUUUUUGUAUAAAGAAAUAAAUAAAUUCACUUAAUUAUAGAGGCUGGCUUGUUUUGCACAGAAUUUUAUUAACCAGUUAAUUUUAAAGUGAAAAUUGUAUACUUGUUUAAAAAAUGAUUUUUUUAAAUUACUCUAUCUGUAAUGAUUCUGUAAAAGAAAAAGAAAUAGUAUUAUAUGGUCUGUUAGUGAUGACUUCUUGUAAUAUGGUGAUUCCAGUCAAUGUGUUUUUUUUUUAUUUUAGACUUUAGAGGGACCUGUAUGAUGUGCUGUAAAACUUUUCUACUUGGAUUUGUGGCAGGUGUAAUGUCGUAUAGACCUUCUAACCUGUAAGCAUUUCAGCCCAUUCCAGCUGUCCAUGUGUGUAUAUAAAUGGGACCAGCCUGUCCUGUGGUUUGCUUGGGAAGAAAUCUCCUUUCAGGGCGAGUUUGGUGACGCCGACGGCGCCUCAGCUGCUCCCACCUCCUUCCCUCCAGCCUCCACUGGCUUCAGCAGGGCUGCAAAUGUGGAAUGGGCCCAUCCUGAGCCACUGUUUUCCUGGAGAUUGGAUAGAGGCUGGUUCUGAAGGGCUCUGAAUUUGCUGCUGUAAGUUCCUGGUCUCUGAGAGGAUGUGCUCCCAAACCUUUCCAUUUUCCUCCAUGGGUGGCUGCUCCAGAAUUUUGGCCGGCACUUCCCACUCCCUGGAGUGACCCGUGUUUGUGUGUGCUCCUCCAACAGGAGAUCAAGGUUAUUCCACAGAGCUGGAGAUGUUCUGAGGGGAAAAGAACAGGUUUAGGGCCAGGUUUAGGGCUCUCUCUGUACAACUCAUUCCCCUCCAAAGGAAUCCAGGAUCCUACAAUGCCAAUGUGUAGCACUACACAGCUCCUCUGCUGGCACAGGGUGGGAUUUGGGGUGUCCUGUGCAGGGCCAGGAGCUGGACUGGAUGACCCUUGCAACUCAUGGGGUUCUGAUUCCUCUUCAAGGGCCUUUCCAGGUCCCCUCAGAUCAGCACUGAUUCCUCUGCCCUGGAUGGGAUGGAGGCUUGGACUGAAGUCAGAGCAGGAAUUUCUGUAGCAGAAGGUUGGGGUGAUGUCCUUGACCUGUGCAGGAGUCCCAGGAGGUCAUUUCUGUGUGCAGGGAGGGGAUUCACACAGGGCUCUUGUGACCCCUCAGUGGCACAGAGGGAGCAGUGCUGGGUUUUGCAGUCAGGCCUUGCUCUGGACUGGUUAGGGUUAAAAGCCUGGGUUUAAAGCUGGUUUUGUACGUGGAUCCAGCUGCUGGAUGGUUCUUCCAGGAAGUGUGCAGAUGUCCCAGCAUGAAAACUCCUAAGCUCUGUCUUAGGAUGUGGGUUUUUUACCUGCUAAUAUUCCAAACACUAUUAUUUGUUCUGGACAGUUUUUUCUUGGCUUGUUUUUGUUAUUUGAUGGUUGUGUGAGAAACCUGUGGAGGAACAGCAUCCUGCACUGCACAGGAGUUGGGGGCAGAGACAAGAGACAGCCCAGAAGAAAUGUCAUAAAACCUGCUGCCUGCUUUGCAACUCCAACCCACUGGAGCUCAGACACAGCACCUGGAGUUGUAAGAAACAGAAAUGUCUCCUGACCUUCUCCCAAGGAAAUACUUCCCUAGAAAUCACUAAAUAUAUCUUAAUAUUGGCUAGAACUGUACCUGCAGUCAGCACUUCUCUGAGCUCUUGCUGUUGCUUCUUAAAAAAAAAAAAAAAAAAAGCAUUUUUAUGGAACUGCUUUGUCUUGAGUCACUUCAUUAAAUCUAAUAGAGCUAUUUCAUUUUUACUUUAUCUUAUUUGUAGGGCUUUAUUUUGUGUGUGGCAAGGUGGAAGCCUAGCAGAGGAGUUCAAAUCCUCUAAAUCCUGUUUGCAUGUCUCCAUUGUGAGGUGCUUGGAGCAGGACAUUUGGAAGAAACCUGGAUUAAGGAAGGCACAGAGCCAUCGUUUUGUGCCUCCCUCAGAGGGAGCCAAAACUCAGUCCCAUGGGAAAACUGGGAGAGAAAUGUUCCCAGAACUGAAACCACAGAUUGAUUUAUACACAGUGAAGAAACUGAAUUGACACUGACACUCCAAAAUCUAGGAAUUCACAUUUUUGGAAGUCCCAACAAAUCAGGAAUAUUUGUGACCCAGUGUCUGUCCCUUCCUGGGCUUUCUCUCCACCCACCCAGGCUGCAGAGCCAAAGCCACACGUGGGCCUUGGGGUGGGUUAUGGUCCCUCCCAGGGAGAAUGGGAAGAUGUUUUCUGAUCAGUGAAGGGAGAUGCACCUUUAGGUUGUGCUUGGCCUGGAUUUCAGGACUCCUGAGAACCUUUAGGUUGUGCUUGGCCUGGAUUUUAGGACUCCUGAGAACCUUUAGGUUGUGCUUGGGCUGGGUUUCAGGACUCCUGAGAACCUUUAGGUUGUGCUUGGCCUGGAUUUCAGGACUCCUGAGAACCUUUAGGUUGUGCUUGGCCUGGGUUUCAGGACUCCUGAGAACCUUUAGGGUGUGCUUGGGCUGGGUUUCAGGACUCCUGAGAACCUUUAGGGUGUGCUUGGGCUGGGUUUCAGGACUCCUGAGAACCUUUAGGGUGUGCUUGGCCUGGGUUUCAGGACUCCUGAGAACCUUUAGGGUGUGCUUGGCCUGGAUUUCGGUGUCAUUCCCUCGGCAGUCAGGAUUCUGAGGAAGUGCCAAGAGGUUCAGUGCCUGAACCGUGGCUCAGGGGCCACCCAUGGGCACAAAGUGACCCCACAAGGGCUGAGGAGAUGCCUUGGUGGUUUUGGCACCCCAGAUGGGACAGGGAACUGCUGCCUUGGAGGGCCCCUAGAGCAGGGGGCAGGCAAGGUUAAGAGAAUAAAGUGGGUAUUUAUCAAAGCCCUCAGCAGGCACAGCUUGGGCAGGCACAGCCUCCAGAGGCUGCACCCGAGCUGGGCCAUGGGCACGAGUUUUUCACACAAUUCUCAGUCUGGGCCAUUUACACAUCAGGGGUUAAUGCUCCAGUUCCAGCUGCAGGUGAUGAAGUCAUUUACCCCCAGUUUGCUCCCCCAGCUCACUUCUGUUUAUAUUUUUGGGGCAGUGAAGUGUCCUUGAGUUCCAGGCCCAGAGAGGAAUUGUUGUGUCUGCCCACAAUGUGACAACAGUAACUAACACCAUGUAUAGAGUUUAGAUUAUGCACUAAUGCGGCACGGGAAUUGAAAAAUACAAAAGCUAAAAUCCUAAAGCAUCCCUGGGAUUGGGAUAAACGCUGCUGCAGGACAAAAAGUGCUCCCUGUGCUUUGUGUGAGUCCUUUGGUCCUUGCCCGAGCCCUGCAGGAAGGCUGUGCCGUGCCCAGGAGCUGCUCCCUCGUGCUGCUGUGGACAUUGCACCCGUGCUCUGGAGCAUCCCCGCUGUUACCGAUGUGCUCUGCUCUGUGUGCUCCUAACAGCUGAUUUCUUUAACGCUUUACUGAUUUAAAAAACUUUUUUUUUUUUUCUUUUUAUGUGGAGGGAAGUGGGAGGGUAAAUUUCCUAAUUGUGGUUGGGUUUUUUUUUUUUUUUUAAUUAUAUGAGGGGAAAAUGUAAAAAAUCCAGCUCUGUGGUGAUGAUUUUUUUAUGCAGUAGGAACAAACUGCCCUUUUCUGAAAUAUUUGCAGAAUUAUUAAAAAUAAUACAAUAAAAACGAACAACCACUAAGGUUUAUGUAACAUUUUACACAAAGAAAGAUUCUCUUUGGUUUUGAAGGGCACAAGGUUUCAUCUACUUACUUUGUUCUCAAAAAUUAAAGGAAAUGGGCAAACCCCA
Messenger RNA from Vidua chalybeata, 5844 nucleotides. RefSeq names its product solute carrier family 6 member 11 (gene SLC6A11). Gene Ontology annotation, biological process: neurotransmitter transport; sodium ion transmembrane transport. Bases 220 to 2082 code for a protein of 620 amino acids. NCBI's taxonomy places the organism in Eukaryota, Metazoa, Chordata, Aves, Passeriformes, Viduidae. Gene Ontology annotation, cellular component: plasma membrane. The transcript is spliced from 15 exons. Gene Ontology annotation, molecular function: gamma-aminobutyric acid:sodium:chloride symporter activity. The record is from RefSeq and is a predicted model, not a curated record.